This is a messenger RNA of Penicillium brevicompactum, 2163 nucleotides long. RefSeq lists its product as uncharacterized. Gene Ontology annotation, molecular function: DNA binding; DNA-binding transcription factor activity, RNA polymerase II-specific; zinc ion binding. Gene Ontology annotation, biological process: regulation of DNA-templated transcription; DNA-templated transcription. The record is from RefSeq and is a predicted model, not a curated record. The transcript is spliced from 8 exons. Bases 1 to 2163 code for a protein of 720 amino acids. NCBI's taxonomy places the organism in Eukaryota, Fungi, Ascomycota, Eurotiomycetes, Eurotiales, Aspergillaceae.
AUGGAUGAUACACAUCCUCUCAGCGAAUCCGAACUUCCCGAGGCCGUACCCUCGACAAACCGGAAUUAUCUCAUGCCGCGAGCUUGCGAUGCUUGUCGAUCACGCAAGAUACGGUGUAAUCGACAGUAUCCGUGUUCUCAUUGCGAGCAAAAGAGCAUUGACUGUACACAUGCCGAGCUGAAGGUCAAAGAGAAGCGCACUCGCAUCCACUUCACUCCUCUUGAAAGAAAGAUUGAUCAUAUCGAACGCAGACUCGAUGGCAUAAUCGAGAUCUUGAACGAUCUCAAAGUGAGCAAGCCUGAGCCCGAGCCCGGGAGAGCUCAGCUACCAAGAACAAAGCAGCCCUUAUUCAACGAGUCGCAUUCCACCCCAGCAGUCUUUGAUCAUGCAACCCCGGAGGACUUGGCUGCUGGGCCAGUUGUGGAAGGCGACUCUUCCUUGACUGCCCAUUCGGCUUUUGCAAAUGACUUUCUGCAAAGCUUUGUGGGCACAGAUUCCGUGCAAGAUUGCAGCCUAGAGAUGCGACAAACUCUCGAUGCACUUGCUCACACCGUUGCGACACUCAAAAAGCAGACUAUCACAGGCGAAGUACCUAUCUCUGGGUUUUGCCCUACUCACCGUCCCCGAGUGAAAGUCCUCAAUCUUCCUCCUAUUGAGAAGACGGUUGCCCUGAUCCGUCUUGCGAAAUCCCAGAGCCUCGCUGGUACAGGUUGGAUCUAUGAAUUCAUUCAAUUAGAUCAAUUUCCGGAUAUGUGCCUCGGUGUCUAUUUCUCUGAUGACUACCCCAGCUCUGAUGCUAUUACUGUGAACGCUGGUCUACACUCUCUGUUCUCGGACUAUGCGUACCAACUGCCCGAGGAGCAUCGUGAAGAAUACUUCGGCUUUGCGGAUCUAUGUCGAGUCAAUCUAGAAGCUGCGCUAGCUGAUUUGCCCCUGCAUCUACCUGCUACCUCGAGCGCCAUUCUCGCACUGAUCUUUGGUGCUUUCCACUUCAUAGAGCUCUCGAAGCCUUCGAUAUCCUGGAUUUAUUCAUCAAAGGCGUCCGAGCUUUGCCAGACACUCGGCUUUCAUCGGAAUGUGUCCAUGAGGGCUGAUUCGCAAAAUGCCAUCCAAUACAAACUAUUCCUCUUCUGGAGCGUCUACUUCCUCGAUAAAAGCUUAUCACUUCGCAUUGGGCGAGCGUCAACUAUUCCCGACUGUGAGAUAACUUUACCUCGGCCUUCAGUAAACAGCUUCAGCCAUGCGCCUGUCAUGGCAUACUUCCCUUUGUGGAUCGAAAGUGCGCGGUGCCAGGGCAACAUCUACGCGAUGCUAUACAGCCCUUCCUCCCUUGCUCAACCCGACACAGUACGGCAUGAGCGAGUGCAAAUCCUUGUGAAUGACCUUCAGGCAUUGGAAAAGGCAACUCACGAUACCCACAAUCAAUGGAUUGAAACUGCCAGCCAGACCUCUGGCGAAGACUUGAUGAACUUUUUCGCUUUCUCUGACGACGUUCUUCGCCUAUCGCUCCUCACGCUGGUUUACAGGGCCGCUCCGCCAACAAAAGGCACCUCCACAACCUUCAGCUCAAACUGCAUCAAAGUCGCCGCGGCAACUUUACAGAGACAUCACGACUGUAUGAAUGUGAUACGCAAGAAUGGCAGUAUCUACUUCGCCAAAUAUAUUCAUUGGACCCUUCUCUUCGCACCCUUUUCCCCCUUCAUCAUCAUAUUCUGCCACGUAAUUGAAACACAAGACCAAAGCUAUCUAUCUCAUCUACACGCCUUCGUCGAAUCCAUCAAAUCGGCACCAACGGUCUCAGAUGCUGCUGCUAGGAUGUACGGUCUUUUCCUAGUCCUCUACAACGUAGCACUACGCUACAUAGAGCUCCGCACCUCCCAGAAACCAGGACAGACACCAAUGUGUGCUGAGAUGGAUGAGCACCUCGCUGCAUUGGGACUGUUAGCGCCUACUUCAGGGGAUGUCCAUCAACCGGAAUCGCACUCUCUGGGCUCGGACCUUGGAUACGAUUUCGCCAGACGGGAUUCUAGUCAGAGAGAGGAACCGAUGAUGUGGAUGGGAAAUGAGGCGGGGUUGGAUGGGUGGUUUUCUAGUAAUCGGGCUAUAAUGGGGUUACUUCAGCAGUCUGAUUACAAUGUCCUGGAUGAAAGCUGGAGAGGCUGA